Molecule: messenger RNA, 692 nt
Organism: Sinocyclocheilus anshuiensis
Lineage: Eukaryota; Metazoa; Chordata; Actinopteri; Cypriniformes; Cyprinidae
Product: natural killer cell receptor 2B4-like
Exons: 3
Source: RefSeq, a predicted model, not a curated record
UGUCUGAUGUUUACACAGAUGAAACAGUGACGAUAUCAGUCAUGGAGGGAGAUUCUGUCAUUUUAAACACUGAUGUUACUGAACUACAGAGAGAUGAUCAGAUACUGUGGUCAUUUAGACUUCAGAAUUCAGAGACUCGUAUUGCUGAAAUCUAUAAACAGAUCAUCUCUAUAUAUGCUAGUGGUGAGAAUGAGAGAUUCAGAGACAGACUAAAGAUAGAUGAACAGACAGGAUCUCUGACCAUCACAAACAUCAACAGACUACACUCUGGACUUUAUAAACUACAGAUCAUCAGUGGAGUGAUCAAACACAUGAGCUUCAGGAUUGCUGUCUAUGGCAUUCUGCCUGUUCCUGUCAUUAUCAGAGACUCUUCACACAAUUUUUCUUCAUCAUCAGGAUCUUCAGUGUCCAGAUGUUCACUGCUGUGUUCAGCUGUGAAUGCGAGUGAUGUGACUCUCUCCUGGUACAAAGGAAACAGUUUAUUGUCCAGCAUCAGUGUGUCUGAUCUCAGCAUCAGUCUCUCUCUACCUCUGGAGGUGGAAUAUCAGGAUAAAAACACCUACAGCUGUGUGCUCAACAAUCCCAUCAGCAAACAGACCAAACAUCUGGACAUCAUUGAAGUCUGUCAGACACCUUCAGAAUCCAGCCAGUCUUCAUUUCUCAUUGUAGUAUUUCUGCUGUUGCUGCUGCUG